Molecule: messenger RNA, 2603 nt
Organism: Danio rerio (zebrafish)
Lineage: Eukaryota; Metazoa; Chordata; Actinopteri; Cypriniformes; Danionidae
Source: RefSeq, a predicted model, not a curated record
UCUCCCCCUCCUAGAGCAGUGCUGGUGUUGCACUUGUUGCUUUUUAAGUUUCCAUUGGCGAUGGUCUUCGCUGAACAGCUGCUAACCUACAGUGUAGGAGAAACCUUAGAGCGCUCUGAGGAUGAGCUGGACACGGUGCCCACUUCUGUGCUCAUUCAGGUCGUGGAGCUGCUAGAACUGUACUGAGUGAGAAAUCAACCGUCCUCAAGCCAAAAUCUCCGGAGAAGACCAAACCCGAUGAAAAAGACCCUGAGAAAUCUCCUGCCAAAAAACUUGAAGGGGGUUUGGGGAGGGUUUGACCCCCUCCAAUAUUGCUUGAUCCCCUCUGAAGGACUUGAAAACAAGAUGUAUGAGAGUGCCAGAAGAGAAGUUUUUGACGCUGGAAGGUUUCCACAAGUUUACUCUAGACAGAGCCAAGCAGGACAUCCGCAGUGUUUGGCGGGCGAUCCUGGCCUGUGGAUAUGACCUGCACUUUGACAGAUGCACAUGCAUUGAUUCCCGACAUGCUCAAAAAGCCAGCAGAAAAUGGAGCUUUGAGAUGGACUUUGCAUUGGUGCAGUUUGUGAACCGUCUCAGCCGUCACCUGGCCAUCACUCCUGCCCGUCUGCAUCCACGUGAGGUUUACCUGGUCCCCAGCAAAAAUGGCGCCGAUCCUGAGGUGUCCCAGUGGAGAGUUUGCAUCUGCGCUUUGCUCUGCUACAGUCUCUAAACAGCAAACUUGAGAACUUCUUUCUGCCUUUAGUGGAGCUGAGACUCACACAGACCUACCAGAACAGCAUCGCCACGCUUCUGUGUGAGGCCAAAGGGAGCUGCUGCGCUGUGAAAGUGCUCUGGCGCGUCUGUACUGCCGCAUGGCCCUCCUCAACAUCUUUGCCCCCAAGAGUCCUCACACAUUCACACACCUCUUCCACAUCCCUGCAGUGCGUGACAUCACACUUGAAUAUCUGCAGCUCCUGUCCAAUCAGCUGCUGACUCCGCCUCUGCCAGAUGGCCGGAUCAGCUGUAACUCUGUGCGGUUGGCUCUCAGGGAAACACUCAGAGUGUCCGCGAGUGGCUGAGCGUGGCCAUCAGCAGAGCUCUGCAUCAGGGGAAGAACAGUCUGCUGGAGCUCACCAAACAGAUCUGCUGCUUCCUGCAGAGUGCGCCUGAGCAGUUCACGCUGGAGGAGAUUCCCAUCACCGAGUCAAAGGUCAGCAUGGACGUCAACUUUUCCGGCUCGUCUCCUGCAAAGAGAGUCAACUCAAAGAGCUUGUCUCCCCCUCCUGGAGCAGUGCUGGUGUUGCACUCGUUGCUUUUUGAGUUUCCAUUGGCGAUGGCCUUCGCUGAACAGCAGCUAACCUACAGUGUAGGAGAAACCAUAGAGCGCUCUGAGGAUGAGCUGGACACGGUGCCCACUUCUGUGCUCAUUCAGGUCUUGGAGCUGCUAGAACUGUACUGAGUGAGAAAACAACCGUCCUCAAGCCAAAAUCUCCAGAGAAGACCAAACCCGAUGAAAAAGACCCUGAGAAAUCUCCUGCCAAAAAUCUUGAAGCUCAUCUCAGUUUGCCAGCAUUCAGGACGGUGACUUGGUAAAUCACACAGUGACUGUACGAAUUGACAAAUCUGUGAUUGUGAAGGACUCGUUCGCUAUGGAUACUUACUAUAAUCAGUCUUCAGACAACCCUCAUCACGAGUGGUCAUCGGUUGUUCUGACUUUGGACCCAGAUGUGGACGAACAAGAACUGAUUGAGUCAAUGAAACAGUUCAGCCAAAUCCACUCUUUGGAUUUUUCUUUUGAUGAAGACACUAAUUGCAGACACAUUUAUGUGACUUUUGAGCAUUCAGGACGGGACCAGCAACCAGAUCCUGUGGUCCCCACGAGCCGCUUUAUUGAGCUGAAGACACUACUCGUGAGCAAUCUGCACCCAAUGGUCACCGAACAACAGCUUAUUGAAAAGUUUGGUGCAUUGGGGUCCAUCUCGACUGUGCAAGUGUGCAGAAACAACAUCAUCUCUCCUGCUUAUGCCUUUGUGACUUUCCAUCAUCGACGUGAUGCAGUGCGAGCACAAAAAGCUCUGAACUUCACUGAUUUACUGAAUAAACCUCUGAUCAUCAUGUGGGGCCCAGACAAGACAAUUGAGGUGCUCUCAGAUAAUGACAGCAGCUCUCCAAGACAAACAGAGGAGAGAAAGACCAGUGAAGAAACAGAGAGAAAGGCCGCUGGAGAUACAGAGGAGAGAAAAACCAGUGGAGAAACAGAGAGAGAGGCCGCUGGAGAUACAGAGGAGAGAAAAACCAGUAGAGAAACAGAGAGAGAGGCCGCUGAUGAAACAGAGGAGAGAGCGAACAGCGAGUCUUCAUGGGGAAGAAGGAUCUCCAACAAUGUGAAAAGUGCUGUGAAAGCUGCGGUGAGCAGUCCAGCAGCCUGGGUCGGAGUCGGCAUAGGUGUCUGUGCUGCUUAUGCCUACUUCAGGAGCAGGAGCUAGUGUGGACACUUUCUAAAAGACGAGAAGGCCUGCCUCACGAUCUCCACUCAUCAUCCCCAGAGUGACCAAUCACUGCUCCAGAAAGAACUUGAUGUCCCCAGCAGGCCAAACACUUGCAAUAAAUGUGAAUUGAAUAAA